Molecule: messenger RNA, 1101 nt
Organism: Neohortaea acidophila
Lineage: Eukaryota; Fungi; Ascomycota; Dothideomycetes; Mycosphaerellales; Teratosphaeriaceae
Product: DNA-directed RNA polymerase
Exons: 2
Coding region: 1-1101 (366 amino acids)
Biological process (GO): DNA-templated transcription
Cellular component (GO): RNA polymerase II, core complex
Molecular function (GO): protein dimerization activity; DNA binding; DNA-directed RNA polymerase activity
Source: RefSeq, a predicted model, not a curated record
AUGGAGUACGAUGCAUACAACGGCAUGGACCUGGACGCCACGGGUCCACGAGUAACAAUACGAAAUACCAACGACACCUCCAUCGACUUCAUCCUCGGCAACACCAGCCUCGCCCUCGCAAACUCCCUCCGCCGCACCAUGCUCGCCGAGAUCCCCACCCUCGCCAUCGACCUGGUGGAAGUCGAGACCAACACCUCCGUGCUCGCCGACGAGUUCAUCGCCCACCGCCUCGGCCUCAUCCCCCUCUCCGCCCGCAACAUCGACGAAAUGCUCUACACCCGCGACUGCUCCUGCGACGACUACUGCAACAACUGCGCCGUCGUGCUCACCAUCUCCGCCCUGAACCGCGGCGGGUCGGAGAAUAUGAAGGUCUUUGCGAAGGACAUGCAAGUACAGACGGUCGAAGGGCAGCCGAUAGAAAGAUGGCCGGCAGGCCACCUGCAUACCAACGGCUUAGGCGCGGGCGACGAGAAACCCCUGCCCAAUCGCGGCCACCCCAUCCUCCAGGAUGAUCACCAGAACGGAUCGCUGAUCUGCCAGCUGCGUAAGAACCAGGAGGUCAAGGUGCGCUGCAUCGCGAAGAAGGGCAUUGCAAAGGAGCACGCGAAAUGGGCGCCUACGGCCGCAAUAGGCUUCGAGUACGAUCCGCACAAUAAACUGCGGCACACAACACUAUGGUUCGAAGCAGACGCGCAGGCUGAGUGGCCGGAGACGAAGAACGCAAAGUGGGAAGAUCCGCCGGCCGAGGGCGCGCCGUUCAGAUACGACGAUGAGCCCGAGCAAUUCUACAUUACCCUCGAGGGCACCGGCGUGCUACCUCCCGACGCCAUUCUGCAUUCCGGCAUUCGCACGCUGCAAGCCAAAUUGGCAGGGGUGAUCCAGGAGCUGGGCAAGGCGGGUGGACAGCAGGAUGGGUUGGACGGGGGAGCGAGUCCCAUGGAUGGAAUGGUGAAUGGAGGCGGCACCGCGUACGGUGCUACGAGCGCGUAUGGCGGACAAAGCAGCUACGGCCAGGACCCGGGAUAUCAAACUCCGGCUUACGGACAGGGGAGCGUGUAUGGGGGCGGAGCGGUCACGCCUUACGGUUCAAGGCCAUACUGA